Messenger RNA from Stereum hirsutum FP-91666 SS1, 1584 nucleotides. RefSeq lists its product as uncharacterized. The coding region runs from base 1 to 1281 and encodes 426 amino acids. The record is from RefSeq and is a predicted model, not a curated record. NCBI's taxonomy places the organism in Eukaryota, Fungi, Basidiomycota, Agaricomycetes, Russulales, Stereaceae. The transcript is spliced from 10 exons.
AUGGAUUCCCCAAGUUCUCGCCGUUCUAUGACCAUCAGCGACCAGGAUCAGAGCGCACCCGAGCAGGGAGCGCUGAGGACACACCGGGCAACUACUGACACCGAAGACGCCAUGGGCCAUCCGCGUACACCAGCCCAAAUUAGUGCAGAACGUCCACAGCGUCGGUCGAAACGUCCACACCAGUCUGAUGCGAGCCUCGAGAGUAUCCUUGAGUCUUGGGGUAUGAAUGAUGCACGGGGUGUGUCGCCGACACCGAGUGUGGCCCAGGAUCAGAGCGCACACAGGCAACGAGCCCUGAAGAAACGAAGGGGGUCAAUUGUAACGAAUGACCCCAUGAGCCCUCCGCCUACACCAACCGAAAGCCAGCACUUUGAAACGAAACAUUCGCGGCGUGGGACCAAGCCUCCUCGGCGGUCCAAAGCGGACCCGGAGGAGAUCGCGAAGUCCUGGGGCAUGAAUGAUGCACAGGCUCGAGAUCCUCGUCCCCAACCUCACCCACAACUCCGCCCGCCCGGCACUGGACCCCGACGUACUCGAUCCCAACGCAAAGUAGACCAGCAAGCCCCAGAAAAGAAAUCGUUCCGCGGGAGGUGCGCACCUCGGCAGAUGAAUGGAAACCCUUGGGUCAUGGCCCCCAUGUCAGGCCAGCCGACCGACAACCCUCUCCAGAAGGGAAUCAAAUCCUGGCAGGAUCCGCUACUCAUGGACGAGUGGAACGGUGAGAGGGCCAAGCGUGUCCCGAAACCUUCACCAUUUGAGGAGAUAGUGGAUGUCUCUGUGGAACCGCCUACUGGUGGUGGGGAAGAGAAGAAACGGGAUCGUGACGACAAGUCCGACGUGGCACCGGCAUCGAAGAAGGCGAGGAUGGCGAGGGCCUCGAAAGGUAAUGCGAAGGGUAAUGCUUCCAAGGUGUCCAUCGACAGGGACUAUGACCCUUCCAUAGGAACCAAGGUAGACGUGUUCCUAACAUGUCGACCCUGGGACGGAGUGAAGAUUCUGCAGGGAGGUGGAGGUGUAGACAGGAAGGAAAGUCUAGGGAUUGAUGAAUGGACCGAAGAUCAGGACAAUGACGACUCGGACGAUGCCCAAUAUGGUGGUUUCAACAACGACGACUCGGGGUCUUUUGAGUACGAAGAGGCCCUUUUCGAUGAUAGCUCGGAUUACGGCGACCCGCGGGACGAUGACUCGAGCCUCGGCGUAAACGACAACCACAGCGACGUGACGAGCGACGAGGACGACGGGAUGACCGUCCGUGCCGUGUCGCCUUCGUUCUCGGACUAACGUGGGGACUCCCGUCUAGCCACACGUCUAGGACUUCAUGGCGCAGUGUACUGUGAUUUCGAGCGCUACCCAAUACUUCUUACCACUUUCUCUCCCUUUCAUUGAUAUCGUGUUAUCCUCAGUCGCUUUACUUUCCUCAUCUUUCCUUCCUCUCUGCACCUGCUGUACUCAACGGUGUCACGCCGUACAUGGCUUUCUUUUCAUGCUCUCUUGUCGUGUUGAUCGCUCUGUAAAUCUACAUGUCAUAUAACGCUUUUGCUCGCUCCGUUCCCUCCCCGUUCCCAUCUCCCGAAUGAUUCCGCC